AUGGCUUUCGGCAAACGCAUCACAGCGCCUUACAGCGGCCCUUUCGACCCUGAGAACCGAUUUGUGACAUCCUGGAUCUUGCCACCCGGCCUCCUGUUUGCUGUUCGAGCUCUCCUGUCCCUCUACGCCUUUAUCACGCUCUUCACCAUCUUCGGUUGGAACGGGAGCCAUGAUAUGUCAGAGGCUUCACGGCGUUCAUUCUCCUACUUUACGCACCUGACGUAUUGGGGACUGGCGUUCUAUCACGCAUUCAGCGCUGCCCAUACUGGAAGCUACUGGCUUACUGGCACUUCAUUCCUAGCCCGUUGGCCCAAGUCACUGCAAGUUGCUCACAGCAUGUUCUACUCUACCGUUGUGAUCUACCCUUGGAUCGUCACUGCUGUCUACUGGGCUAUUCUCUUGCCUGGCAGGUUCCCAUCAACGUUUGAACUCUGGUCGAAUGUCUCUCAACACGCCCUCAACUCGUUCUACGCAUUAUUCGAAAUUGUUGUGCCAAGGACGGAACCAUUACCAUGGCUGGAUCUAAUUCCAAUCGUCAUACUCUUGGCUCUAUACCUUUCACUAGCAUAUCUCACUUACGCAACCCAAGGCUUCUACACUUACAGUUUUCUCAACCUCCAGGAGCACUCUUCCGGUAUCGUCGCGGCCUACAUCGUUGGUAUAUUGGUAGCUGCAAUUAUCCUCUUCCUCAUUGUGAAGUGUGCUAUCUUACUGCGGAUUUGGAUUACCGAAAAAUUACUGCACAUGUCUGGGAAAUUCUCCAGUGGUGGACGCCCGAGACUGCCGGAUCACGGACCUGAAAAGGGCCUGCCACUGCACCAACUGGGCCUGAAGUGA
This is a messenger RNA of Plenodomus lingam JN3, 837 nucleotides long. RefSeq lists its product as uncharacterized. The record is from RefSeq and is a predicted model, not a curated record. Lineage: Eukaryota; Fungi; Ascomycota; Dothideomycetes; Pleosporales; Leptosphaeriaceae. Gene Ontology annotation, cellular component: membrane.